AUGCUGAAACGUAGGGGCAAGAACUUCAAUCAGAUAUACCGUAAUCCGCUCCCAGUGACACUCUCCGUGGACAAAUAUGGCCAGAUCCCGCCGACGUCGCUAGCAAAUCCUGUUUCAUGGAUUUCUUUGGCAUGUCGCUUACUCUACAUCUAUAGCCAUUUGCCGCCACGAGAAGAGCUCACAAAAGUAAUUUCCGAUGAAGACGGCUUGACGUUUUCCGUAGCGGAUGACCAGGGAAGCAUGCGUCUUUGGCGCCAGGGUUUUUUUGGCAAGGGAACGCUUUCACGGUCGGAACCUUCGUGGAAAGCUCGUGUAGAACAGCGCUUGGGACUCACAAAUGCGGAAAACAUCGCAAGUGAAGAUGUGACUGCCGUGAGAAGAGGCGAGAGAAAAGCGUUCAAGGGACUACGGCAAGAGGCUCAAAAGUUGGAGCAGCUAGGCCGACUGAGAGUCCUCAAUGAGGAUGAACAGGCCAGGUACAAGAGCCUUGUUGAUCAAAUGGACGCCAUGAGAUUGGGCAAGGAGACAGCCGAGAGCGAGAGUGCUCUGAAAGAUGAAUCUGUUGCCACUGAUAAGGGAGAGCCUGAGGACAUUGGAAGAAAGGUCCAAGAAUCGCUCAAGAUAUCUUUGGUCGAGGAAGAUGAUAAUUUUCCCGUCUCAGAACUUCGAGAAGAAGACAGGACACUUAUUGAUCCUGAAACCAAUACCCUUCGCGCCAAUCUUGAAGCGCUCCAGCUUCAGAAAACAGAGGUGUUCUUCCUUCUGUUUGCCCUUGAUGCAGUAAAGGUUUUCAAAAAUGACUCGUCGCUUCUGCUCCAAGAGCUCUUCUACGCUUGUUUGGGCUCAAGCCAUAGCCCUGAUAACAAAUUCCUAUUGGACUAUGUGGUAUACCAUCACUUCCGAAGCUUGGGCUAUUGCGCACGGAGUGGGCUCAAAUUCGGAUGUGACAUGAUUCUCUACAAACGCGGACCGCCCAUGCUGCAUGCCGAGUAUGCUGUUUUGGUUGUUCGUGAUGGAGACUGUGGAUGGACCGAUUGGCCCGAUUUCAUGGCGCUAGCACGUGUCGUGGGUGGCGUCCGCAAGACACUCGUUUUGGUUUUUGUUGAAUGCCCUACGCAAGAAGAGUUCGAUGAAAUUCUUCUGAGUGAGCUCGAUCGAUGUGCCUUGUCUAGGUUGUUCCUGAGGUACAAGGUGACAGAGGUGGUUUACAAAAGAUGGUCUCCGAGCCGAACGCGCGACUGA
Molecule: messenger RNA, 1242 nt
Organism: Australozyma saopauloensis
Lineage: Eukaryota; Fungi; Ascomycota; Pichiomycetes; Serinales; Metschnikowiaceae
Gene: SEN2
Product: tRNA splicing endonuclease subunit
Exons: 1
Coding region: 1-1242 (413 amino acids)
Biological process (GO): tRNA splicing, via endonucleolytic cleavage and ligation; tRNA-type intron splice site recognition and cleavage
Cellular component (GO): tRNA-intron endonuclease complex
Molecular function (GO): tRNA-intron lyase activity; nucleic acid binding
Source: RefSeq, a predicted model, not a curated record